Xyrauchen texanus (razorback sucker) is the source of this 1805-nucleotide messenger RNA. Its product is annotated as putative gonadotropin-releasing hormone II receptor. Gene Ontology annotation, cellular component: membrane. The transcript is spliced from 4 exons. Gene Ontology annotation, molecular function: peptide binding; gonadotropin-releasing hormone receptor activity. Gene Ontology annotation, biological process: G protein-coupled receptor signaling pathway. The record is from RefSeq and is a predicted model, not a curated record. Lineage: Eukaryota; Metazoa; Chordata; Actinopteri; Cypriniformes; Catostomidae. The coding region runs from base 207 to 1427 and encodes 406 amino acids.
UAGCCAUUGAGAUUUACAAACAAUAGUUCAAGGUCAAUGGAUUUCUUCUAAGCCUUGAGUGAAUUGUAUCAGUACUGUCAAAUAAAGGAGCCUUUCCAGGUACUGUCCAUGUAUCCUCUCCUGAACUGUCAUGAAUCCUCUAUGAAUCACAAAGAGCAGAAGAUAACUGAGCGAAUGAAGCAAACACGCGCUUUCUUUCUUCAGUGAUGAAUUACAGCCCUCCAACAUCUGAGAACAUCAUGUUUCAUCAAUUGGCUACAGAUGCUCUUAAUGGUAGUUGCGACUAUACCUUGCCCACAUAUAACAAUAGCACAGGUGAAGCAGCAUUGCAGCUGCCUACCUUCUCCAUGGCAGCAAAAGUGAGGGUGAUAAUUACCUUCAAUCUUUGCGCAGUGUCGGCCGUGUGCAACCUUGCUGUGUUGUGGUCUGCCAGCACUAACAACAAGCGCAAAUCCCAUGUAAGAAUUUUAAUCAUAAACCUAACUGUGGCUGACCUGCUGGUAACUUUCAUUGUGAUGCCUGUUGAUGCAGCUUGGAACAUCACAGUUCAGUGGCUAGCAGGAGACCUGGCUUGCAGGUUGUUAAUGUUUCUAAAGCUUGUGGCCAUGUACUCCUGUGCCUUUGUGACUGUGGUCAUAAGCCUGGACCGACAAUCGGCCAUUCUCAACCCUCUGGCCAUCAAUAAGGCUAAGAAGAAGAACCAAAUAAUGCUGAGUGUGGCCUGGGGGAUGAGUGUUGUUCUCUCUAUACCCCAGAUGUUCCUGUUUCAUAAUGUGACCAUCACAGUGCCUGCCAACUUCACUCAAUGCACCACCCGAGGGAGCUUUGUUAAGCACUGGCAGGAGACGCUCUACAAUAUGUUCACCUUCAUUUGCUUGUUCCUCAUACCUCUGGCCAUCAUGAUCUUCUGCUACACAAGGAUAUUGGUGGAGAUCUCUCGAAGAAUGACCAUAGGAAAUAUAUCUUCGAAGGAAGUCCACUUGCGGCGUUCCAACAGCAACAUCCCAAAGGCACGUAUGAGGACAUUGAAAAUGAGCAUAGUCAUUGUGACUUCUUUCAUCGUAUGUUGGACCCCUUACUACUUGCUGGGUUUGUGGUACUGGUUCCUUCCUGAUGAUUUAGAGGAGACCGUUUCUCACUCAUUGACUCAUUUGCUUUUUAUUUUUGGGCUCUUUAACGCCAUUCUGGAUCCUAUCACUUAUGGCCUGUUCACCAUCCAUUUCCGCAAAGGACUGAAGCGCUACUGUCGGAACGCAGUCGUACUUACCGAGUCGGAGAACAACACCAUAAUGACUGGCUCGUUAAAAUGCUCACCAUCCCCCUUUCGCCUAAAAAGACUGAACAAGUGUUGUUCGGGAGCUGACCGAAUGCAGAAUUUUGUUAGUGGGGAGAACAAGAUGCCAUCUGACAGUAAAUACAAGGAGUAGUGGCAACCCUACCAGUCCAGCCCUAAAAGUGUCAUUUGAAUACAGAGAUAUGGAUGUGACAAGGCAGGCCUUGUACUGGAUGUCUAGCUACUCACAAAACAUCAGCAUACCUGCCUGUUUUGCUCAACAGCAUGAGACAAAUUUGAAUUUAGCCCAACCAAGUGCACCAAAAAUCUUUAUUCUUUAACUAAUGAGCUGCCUAAAUUACUCUAUAAAUUACUCUAGCUAUGUUUAAUAACCAUCUAUUCUAAUGAUACAGGUGAUUAAUUUUUGUAAUCAUUUGCUGUUUAUUAAAUAUUCCAAUCAGAUGUUUUUCUCUGCAGAUUAAUUAGACCAUCACCAUUUCUACUUGUUGAAAACGUAAUUUACAUCAAAGUU